UCCAAUCUUUACAGCGUACGGUUAACAGGGUUACUUCUGUAAACGUAAAUAAUUAAAGUAAAAAAUUUUAAGAAAACCUUCAAAUAAAAAUGAAAAUAUUCGUUGUUGUCACUUGUGCUCUCUUGGCCUUAGCAUCGGCUGAUGUUAGCCAUUUAUCCAAGAAAUAUCUACCACCUGCACAGCAAAGUUAUUCGAACGCCGGAUUUAGUUAUUCAACACCACUGGUGCAGCAAAGCUAUUCACCACCUUUGGUACAGCAGCCAACUUAUUCAGUACCUGCCGUGCAGCAGAGUUAUGCCGCACCUGUAAAUGAAUAUUUGCCACCCAAUAAGCAUAGUUACUCGACCGGUGGCUCAAGUGGUUUAGGUGGUUUAGGUGGUUUAGGUGGUUUCAGUGGUUCCUUUGGAUACUCAGCACCCGCCGUUGAUACCACUUAUAACGCACCAUCGGUUUCAUAUCAAUUACCUGCUGUGCAACAAGAUUAUUUGCCUCCUGUACAACAAACUUACGUUCCAGCUGUGCAGGGCACAUACUCCGCCCCAACUUCUGGCUAUUCAGGAUCGUCUUUCAGUUAUUCAUCGGGUGACGCUGGCACUCAAUACGCUUCCAAUGGUGGUUAUGUGUACAAAAAGUGAAGAACAAUAACAAUAAAACAGAAUGAAUCUUACAAUCUAGCGAACCGGAAAGAUUCUAUCUUCCUAAAAUAUCUUAUGUAAAUUACCAUCAAUGCUAUUUGUUAAUUAUUGCAAUUUUUGUAAAUAAAUCAAUUUAAAAUAUAAUAAAUACGCAUUAUUCAUAUAUUUAUAAUGUCUGCACACGAGGCAACUCUUUUCCGUCAUGAAAAAUAAGCAAGUAAUGAUUCCAUCAUUGGAUUAUUAGUAACCGACAAUAUGCGUCCCAGUUGCUACGAAGCUUAAAUAUACUCCACAACACUACAAUUCUAAAACGAUUUAGUUAUACCAAAAUGUUGUAAUCGUAGUUCAUUUUCAAAGACUUUAGC
Molecule: messenger RNA, 1000 nt
Organism: Glossina fuscipes
Lineage: Eukaryota; Metazoa; Arthropoda; Insecta; Diptera; Glossinidae
Exons: 2
Coding region: 90-635 (181 amino acids)
Source: RefSeq, a predicted model, not a curated record